Messenger RNA from Chenopodium quinoa (quinoa), 1164 nucleotides. RefSeq lists its product as uncharacterized. The transcript has 4 exons. Lineage: Eukaryota; Viridiplantae; Streptophyta; Magnoliopsida; Caryophyllales; Amaranthaceae. The coding region runs from base 1 to 1164 and encodes 387 amino acids. Gene Ontology annotation, biological process: proteolysis. The record is from RefSeq and is a predicted model, not a curated record. Gene Ontology annotation, molecular function: aspartic-type endopeptidase activity.
AUGGCAGGAGGGAGUGGUAACAACAAUGAUGGUGGAGAGUUGAGUGUAGUUGUGAGGCAAUUGGCAGCUAUUGCUCAACAGUUGGAAAACUGGUUGAGGGAGUUUGAGAAACUGUUCGGGGCAGUAGGGUGUCCAGAGAACUCAGAAGUAGGCUGUGCUACCUAUUACCUUAGGGGUGAAGCUGACCUUUGGUGGCAGCAAAAUGAAGCUACCAUUAAGUUACUGAAUACUACACCAAGUUUAUUGAGCUGUCACGAUUUGUUAAGGAGUUUGUUUCUACAGAAAAAGUCUAAGGCUAGAAAGUUUGAGAGUGGUCUGACUACUGAUUUGCAGUUAAAGCUAUGCGGUCAAGUAUUUGAAACCUUGGAUGAAGUGUAUGGGAGAGCUUCACACCUAUACGCCUUAGAAUUAAAGAAAAAGAAAGAGAUAGCUGAGACAAAAGGGAGAGAAAAGAGAAAAGAGAAAAGAGGUGGGACAGAAUUCUGGAAACCCAUAAGGAACUCUAGCCAGGGAAAUAACAAGGGAGCAAGGCAUUUCUAUUGUAAGAGGUGUAAGAAUGACCACCCUGGAAAGGAUUGUGAUGGGAAUUUGGUUACCUGUCAAGCUUGUAACAAGUUAGGACACAGGAAGUAUGAAUGUUUCUCUAAGGACCCCAAUAGAAACAGGCAGGGAAAUAAUAAAGGUGGGGUUCAAAAGAGCUUUCAGGGAAGUAACAACUAUUCUGGGUACAAGGGAGCACAACAGAAUACGGUGAAACCCAACAAUAAUAAUGGGAACAACCAACAGAAAGGUAGGGCUGCAGGAAAGUUGAAUGUUAUGAGUAGGCAUGAGGCUGAUUCCACGAAAUAUGUCAUCACUAGUACAUUUUCUAUUAAAUCUAUUCCUAUUAAAGUCUUGUUUGAUUCUGGUGCAACUUUUUCUUUCAUUUCAAAGGCUAUUGUUUUAAAAUUAUCAAACUGUUUGAAAACCGUAGAUGAGGUAGAUUUGCCUAUAGUUAUUUCUACGGGUGGGGUAGUAAAGUGUAACAAAAUCUUUAGAGAUGUACCUUUAGAAAUUGAAGGAAAAGUGUUUUUGCCAGAUCUCAUUGAGUUUGGAUUAAGUGACUUCAAUGUCAUUUUGGGAAUGGAUUGGUUGAGCAAGUACAGUGUAGAGAUUAGUUGUUGA